GACCAAAGGUAAUAAACUUGUUCAUGUCUCUCGGUUUUCUCAACAAUAUUGAUCUUAAAAAUCGAUCUAUAUGUCAUCAAAAAGAUUGCUUUCUGGAAUAAUGGAGAAAAAUGAAGAAAAGGGUAUUAACAUGUCCCUCAUGGAUUUGCCUGAGGCCACUUUGGAUUGCAUUCUAAAAUGGCUGUCACCAAUUGAACUGUGUGUUAUGUCAAUGGUGUGUGCUUCUUUGAGGGAUAGGUGUGGAAGCAACCAUUUAUGGGAAAAACACAUGGAAUUCAAAUGGGGUAGAGUCAUUGGAGAAGUUGCUUACAAAGAGUGGCAAUGUCACAUUAGAAAAGCAAAGGAAGGAACACUCUUGGGUGAUUAUUUCACCAAUCUUAAUGGAUCUUUGGGAUCACUUAGUGGCACUUGGCCUGAUGAUUUGUACCUUGGUUCUUACUUAGAAGAUUGUGGCAAUCUCAAUGGUCAAUUUUCAAACAAGUUCAUGAAGGCCAUGUAUUUCUCUUUAGAGACGGGAAGGUUCUGGUUCCCUGCUCAAUUCUACAAGGGAUUGACAAUUUACAAUGCCUUGUUUAGCUAUGAUUCCAAAUCUGAUAUCUUUCAAGCAAGGCAACAUAAUGGUGGUUGGAGGUUUCUAGGAAAAAAUAUUGGGUGGGAUAUGGUGAGAAUUCCUCCUAUUGAAACUCCUCCCUAUACUCUUCAUAUCACUGACUGUUUUUACGACUUAAAACCGGGUGAUCACGUUGAGAUUCAACGCAGAGGAAUUACAGAAACUCAUUAUGGUUGGAGGUAUGGUGUUAUUGGCCACAUGGAAUCAUGUAAUGGGAAUGAGAAUUAUUGCCACUGUCAACACAAUGAGGAAUUGGUGGUGGAGUUCAAGCAAUACCCUGAAGCAUCAUACAUGAGAAAAGUAGUCCUAAACAGAAGGAAUUCAGGGGAACAAGGAAGCAGAGCCACUGGUUUCUUUGGUGGAAUUAGAAAGCUUCACAAUCACCAUGAUAUUCAUUUAUGGAAUAACCGCCUCACAGCACAAGCCCUCCAAUGUUUCAAUCUUGGAUUCAAGAAGCCCACCAACAAUCUCACUUAUAUAGCCUAAUUGACAGAAUUACUCAAUUUAAUGAUGAUGGAGCCUAGACUACACUAUGCACCUCCAGUAGAAGCACAGUAUCCUGUCCAUGGCCAUCAGUAGAGAUUUUGAAGUGAAUUUCAGGUAGAAAUGUAAUAAUAUGCUUCUUAAUUUUCCUUUUUUCCACUUCAAUUUCAAGUUCAAUUCCAUUUACACAAGUAAAUUUGUACUUAUUGGAUGCAAAAUUUUAAUUGGCCAUCAUACAUUAGUUCAUGAUUUUGCUGCAUGCAAUGCUCCUUAUGAAGAUAAGUUGAUAACUAGUAUAGUCUUGGCUUGUAUACUUGAACCCUGCCUGGUUCGUGAUGAUGAUUUCCGUUUUCUAAUUUUGCUUUUAUUUAAAGCUAUUCAGAUCAUAUUAUUGC
This is a messenger RNA of Arachis duranensis, 1488 nucleotides long. RefSeq names its product F-box protein At2g26850-like. Bases 71 to 1096 code for a protein of 341 amino acids. Gene Ontology annotation, molecular function: protein binding. Lineage: Eukaryota; Viridiplantae; Streptophyta; Magnoliopsida; Fabales; Fabaceae. The transcript is spliced from 7 exons. The record is from RefSeq and is a predicted model, not a curated record.